Tetrahymena thermophila SB210 is the source of this 666-nucleotide messenger RNA. RefSeq names its product small guanosine triphosphatase family Ras family protein. NCBI's taxonomy places the organism in Eukaryota, Ciliophora, Oligohymenophorea, Hymenostomatida, Tetrahymenidae. Gene Ontology annotation, cellular component: endosome. The transcript has 4 exons. Gene Ontology annotation, molecular function: GTPase activity; GTP binding. The record is from RefSeq and is a predicted model, not a curated record.
AUGUAAAGAAAUUAAGAGGAAGACGUUUAUGAUUUUUUAUUUAAAAUCGUUUUGAUAGGUGAUUCAGGUGUAGGAAAAUCUUGUUUAAUUUCUAGAUUCACAAAAGAUUAAUUUUCAAUGGAAUAGCAACCAACAAUAGGAGUGGAGUUUUCAACCAAGACAAUAAAAAUAUCAGAUAAAAUUAUAAAAGCUCAAAUUUGGGAUACAGCUGGUUAAGAGAGGUAUAGAGCAAUUACUUCAGCUUAUUAUAGAGGUGCAGCUGGAGCUUUGAUCGUUUUUGAUAUAACUAAAUAAACUUCAUUUGAGAAUCUAGCAAAAUGGUAUAAAGAACUUCAAGAGCAUUCAGAUGUUUAAAUAGUAACAAUGCUUAUAGGAAAUAAAUGUGAUUUGGCUGACUAAAGAAAUAUAUCAAAAGAUGCCGCUUCAAAGUUUGCAUAAGAAUAUGACAUGGCCUAUUUAGAAACUAGUGCCUUACAUAGUACAAAUGUCGAAUAAGCUUUCCAUUAAAUAAUUAAAUAUAUUUACGAUUCAACUAUUUCAGGAAAUACAUAGAGAAAAAGUAUAGCAAAAUUUGGUAAAAAUAUUCAAACUUUGUCACUAGAGAAUAAGCUUAAAAAUAAAGAUUAAAAAUAAGAAUCAGAGGAUAAUAAAAAAUCUUGUUGUUGA